Molecule: messenger RNA, 1314 nt
Organism: Sungouiella intermedia
Lineage: Eukaryota; Fungi; Ascomycota; Pichiomycetes; Serinales; Metschnikowiaceae
Source: the annotation of a GenBank genome assembly
AUGGUAAAAUCCAUUUUCACGGCGCUUCUAUUGGCGUCCACUGCUACGGCGUUCGCACUACCUAGAUGGGAAAUGUCAGAUAGUUACAUUAUCAACGCCAUCUCCAACGAGAAGAUCGAGGUGGAGAAUGUCUUGAAGUCCCCUAUUGACUCUAAGAAGUAUCCGCCCAUCCUCAAGCAGCCCAAGGCGCACGAGAGGACAUUGAAAGAUGGUGAGAUUCCCAAAUACGUUCUUGAUUUCGCACCUUUCGUUCACCUUUACUCGGAGGAGAGAUACUGGCCCUACGACAUCAGCAAGUUUGUAACCAACUUCCAUGUCACAUACUCAAAUGGAACCGUUCUCAACGGCACAGACCAAGGCCUUAACAUCUCCAUGCUUGGCGAUUUGCCUACUAAGCCCAACAUUUACUUGACGGCCAACGAGGAUUUCGAUACCGAUCCCGAAUGGAUCACAGGUUACAAGAACAAACCUUCAUUGGUCAACGGCGAAAUCAAAGAUGCCCCUGCCACGCUUAUAGUCGUUGAUAAGGGAAACGGCUGGGUGGACUCGUUUUGGUUCUACUUCUAUUCGUUCAAUCUAGGACCAUUUGUCAUGGGUUCGGGACCCUAUGGCAACCACGUGGGAGACUGGGAGCACUCGCUCGUUCGCUUCUACAAGGGCUCUCCUGUAAUCGUCUGGAUGUCUGCCCACGGCGGAGGCGGCGCCUAUUACUAUCACAACUUGGAAAAGGACGAACUUGAUCCGAACCAUCCGAUCAUCUUUUCCGCUAGGGGCACCCACGCCAACUACGUCUCUGUGGGCACUCACCCCCACGACUUGCCAUACGAGAUUCUCUGCGAUUUCACAGAUAGAGGCCCAUUGUGGGACCCCACCAGAAACUACUUGGGAUACACAUACGAUGGCAAAUUUGUGUGUCCGGCAGAAACAAACUCUAAUCCCAAGCAUGUGGGCAGAGAGAUUAGCUACGGCAAUUGGCUCACAUUCACUGGUCACUGGGGCGAUAAAAAGUUGAAGGACGACGAUCCUAGACAGAAAUACAACUUUAUCGGUGGGUAUAAGUACAUCGACGGACCCCGUGGCCCCUUGAAGAAGAAUUUGUUGAGGAUCAUUCCGUGCGAGAGACACAAAUGGUGGAACUUUUGGAAUGGCUGCAAUGUUAGAGAGAAUAUCAAAUGGGGUAUCGGUGUUGAAAGCGAGGGCUACAAUUGUGGCAAUAUGUUUGUCAAUAUCAAGCCCCGUUGGCUCCGCAAACUUUUGCAGAAAAUUACUUGGGGAGGCUGGUUUUGCUUUGUGGUGGAUUUAAUUUAUGGUUAG